Pelecanus crispus (Dalmatian pelican) is the source of this 1601-nucleotide messenger RNA. The record is from RefSeq and is a predicted model, not a curated record. NCBI's taxonomy places the organism in Eukaryota, Metazoa, Chordata, Aves, Pelecaniformes, Pelecanidae.
AUGUCUGACAACGGAGAACUGGAAGACAAGCCGCCAGCUCCUCCCGUCCGGAUGAGCAGUGCUAUCUUCAGUUCAGGGGGCAAAGACCAGUUGUCUGCCAACCACAGCUUGAAACCCCUGCCCUCUGUACCAGAAGAGAGAAAACCUAGGAAUAAAAUCAUCUCCAUAUUCUCUAGCACUGAAAAAGGAAGCAAGAAGAAGGAAAAGGAAAGGCCAGAAAUCUCUCCACCAUCAGAUUUUGAGCAUACCAUCCAUGUUGGCUUUGAUGCUGUUACUGGAGAGUUCACUGGAAUGCCAGAGCAAUGGGCUCGGUUGCUUCAGACCUCAAAUAUCACAAAGCUAGAACAGAAGAAAAACCCCCAGGCGGUACUAGAUGUGCUAAAAUUCUACGACUCCAAAGACACAGCAAAGCAGAAAUAUCUGAGUUUUUCUGCUCCAGAAAAAGAUGGUUUCCCUUCAGGAACACCAACGGUGAGUACCAAUGCCAAAGGUUCAGAACCAUCAACAGCUGUGGCAGAUGAUGAUGAGGAUGAUGAAGAAGCUCCUCCUCCUGUUAUUGCUCCACGGCCAGAUCACACAAAAUCGAUUUAUACACGGUCUGUAAUUGACCCCAUCCCUGUGCCAGCCAGUGACACUUCUGUUGACAGUGCGACAAAAUCAGGUGACAAGCAGAAAAAGAAGACCAAAAUGUCGGAUGAAGAGAUCAUGGAAAAACUACGCACUAUUGUGAGCAUAGGAGAUCCCAAGAAAAAAUACACCAGAUAUGAAAAAAUCGGGCAGGGGGCUUCAGGUACAGUUUUCACAGCUAUUGAUGUGGCAACGGGACAGGAGGUUGCUAUUAAACAGAUAAACCUGCAGAAGCAGCCCAAGAAAGAGUUGAUUAUUAAUGAGAUCUUGGUAAUGAAGGAGCUAAAGAACCCCAACAUAGUCAACUUCCUGGACAGUUACCUCGUAGGAGAUGAAUUGUUUGUGGUGAUGGAGUAUCUAGCUGGAGGCUCACUAACAGAUGUGGUCACAGAAACAUGUAUGGAUGAAGCACAGAUUGCUGCUGUUUGCAGAGAGUGCUUGCAAGCACUUGAGUUCCUACAUGCCAACCAGGUCAUCCACAGAGACAUUAAAAGUGACAAUGUGCUCUUAGGAAUGGAUGGAUCGGUUAAACUAACCGACUUUGGUUUCUGUGCUCAGAUCACCCCAGAGCAGAGCAAGCGCAGCACUAUGGUUGGAACUCCUUACUGGAUGGCUCCUGAAGUGGUCACGCGGAAAGCAUAUGGCCCUAAAGUGGAUAUCUGGUCUCUGGGCAUCAUGGCUAUUGAGAUGGUGGAAGGAGAACCCCCAUACCUCAAUGAAAACCCCCUGAGGGCUUUAUAUUUGAUAGCAACUAAUGGCACACCAGAGCUGCAGAACCCCGAGAAACUGUCCCCAAUAUUCCGGGAUUUCUUGAACCGAUGUUUGGAGAUGGAUGUAGAGAAAAGAGGAUCAGCCAAAGAAUUGCUACAGCAUCCCUUCUUGAAACUGGCCAAACCUCUGUCUAGCUUGACGCCACUGAUCUUGGCAGCCAAAGAAGCAAUGAAGAGUAACCGCUAACAUUACUGCCACAGCCU